AUGCCAGAAGGGCAAAAAGCGACCAAUGUCGGUCCUGCCGCUGCUGCUCUAGGCGCCGUGGCCUCGAGCGAUGCGCACGAGAAAGCAUCAUUGGCGAGAGCCAGUGAUGCUCGUAGGGCAGGAGGAAAACCUCAGUUGAAGAAGUUUGCCUAUGGAUUCUGGGACCCGGAGAUGAAACCUUUCCGAAAGAUUGCGCUCAAAAUCCUCGGACCGACCGUUGUCCUCUCCAUCCUCGUCAUGUGGGCUUGUCUUCCGGCUUAUUGGGGAUCAUUAUGGAAGAGCAACCACUUCACCGAUCGUCUGACUGUCCGUGUCAUCGACCGUGAUGGGGGCGAGAUAGGAUCCGCUGUCUCACAGGGACUCCUCCAAAUGAAAAACCUCAAAUUCUUCUCAACUGAUCCGUCCGCCUUCCCUACCAACGAAGAUGUCGCCGAGGAUGUGGUCCAAGAAGGUGUCUGGGCUGCCAUUGUCAUCUCCGAGGGAGCCACAGAGGCUCUGGCACAAGCUCGAAGUAUCGGUAAUUCGUCAUACAACGGUAGCAACGCCAUUACAGUGUAUUAUGCUCAAGCGAGAAACGAAUUGGCGACGGGCAAUUACCUGCAGCCAUACAUCCUCGAGGACCUCGGUAUGAUCACUGGAAGAUUUAAUGCCGAAUCGGUCGCUCAAUACCUCGGACAGAAUGCCGGCAAUGCCACUGCUAUGGAGGCCCUCGCUCGUGCGCCAACGACGGUCGUCAACCCGGUUUACUGGACGCUAGACAAUCUGAGACCCUACAAUCAGCCUGUCGCCACAGCUAUCACGCUCGUGGGACUCAUUUACAUGCUCAUCUUUGCCUUCAUCAUCACCAUGACGAACAAUGCCGUCCGAGAGAUCAUCUCGCCAUUCCUUACGACCAAAUCUUACAUCUUCUAUCGCCUGGCCUCUCCACUCCUCUGCUACCUCCCGAUUUCGUUCCUCUUCGCCAUGGUCAGUUUGCCAUUCAAAGUUCACUUUGGCGCGCAUUUCACCUACGCCGGUGGAUUCUUCUUGUGGGCUUUCACGCUAUUCCUCGGCAUGGCUUCCGUCGGAUUGGCCACAGAGUUCGCAAUCACCAUUCUGGGACCGAAAUUCAUGGCCUUUUUCUUGAUUCCAUUGAUCAUUGUCAACGUCUCGGUCGCCUCUUUGCCUCAUGAGCUGCAGCCUUGGAUCUUCCGAUAUGGCGUUGCCAUGCCCUUCUACAAUGUCGGCAAAGUCGUCAGGACGAUCAUCUUCAACACCAAGAACGAGAUCGCCAUGAACCUCGGAAUCCUUCUCGCUUGGAUUGCUCUAUCCCUCAUAACCAUCCCGCUUGCCGUUUGGCUGUUCCGUCGCAAGGCCGUCAAUGCGCAUCGCAGAGCUGUUGCGGAGAAUGAGUACGAUGUGAACAUGCCAGAUGGGGGUCGUGACAGGUCGAAUCUGACUCCAGCGAAAGUUUGA
Molecule: messenger RNA, 1455 nt
Organism: Kockovaella imperatae
Lineage: Eukaryota; Fungi; Basidiomycota; Tremellomycetes; Tremellales; Cuniculitremaceae
Exons: 8
Coding region: 1-1455 (484 amino acids)
Cellular component (GO): membrane
Source: RefSeq, a predicted model, not a curated record